UGGUGUGCAUGUGUUUGGAAAAUCCUACAGGGACCAUGUGGAAGAUAGGGGUGAAGACAUAGAGAUGCCCCAGGUUUCUGGCUUAGGUGAUGAUAGUUCAGCUCAUGGGAAGGAAAAGAAGACUGGGGGAAGGUUGCUUAAGAACUUGAAGUGCCUUCGUGACCCCUUGGGUGGAGAAGUCCAGCAGGCAGUUGGCCACAGGGGCUAGAGCAGAGGAGAUAGGUUUGGGCUGGAUAUAAGAAUUUGGGAGCCAGUGUAGAAGUGUAGAAGUGGCUGUGGAAGCCAUAGCUAUAAGUAAGCUCACCCAGGCCAGGAAGAAAUAAAAUAAGAAGAGAGAGAGCUAAAGAAGGAACCAUGGGAAAUAUCAUCAACAUUUCAGGAUGGAGGAAGCAGAAUCCUCAGAGGAGACAGAUAAAUAGGAGGAGAACUCAGAACUUGAGGUGGGGAACUAAGGGAGACGUGGUCAGCAGCCUUUAUUCCUCCUUUUCCAUCAUCAUCUCCACACCACACAUCGCCACCACCCCAACAUAGUCUAGUCAUUCUUUCCUUUGUUCCUUUGUCUCUCGUUCUUCCUUCUGCCUGGAACUGUUUUGUCAUUCAUUUAUUCAUCCAUUCAACAACUGUUUAUUAAUACUAAACUCCCACUACUUGGCAUGCACUAUUGUAAGUGUUGAGAACAAAGCACUUACAGUGAACAGAGCGGCAAAAGUCCCUGUUCUUAAAGUGCCUUACAUCACAGUAGGGAAAAUAAAGCAUAGGGUGUGUUAGACGAUGGUAACUGCUGUGGGGAAAAUAGAGCAGGGCCAAAGUGAUCAGGUGUGCUGGGGGUGAGGGUGAAGGAUUGUAAGUUUGUUUUUUCUUUUUUUCCAAAGCUAGCCCCAGUUGGAUGGAUUGCAAGUUUAUAGUUGUGGGUAGAAUAGACCUCACAUGAGAAGGUGACUUCUGAGCAAAGAUUCCAGGGAGAUGAGAGAGUGAACCUUGCAGUUAUCUGCUGGAAGAGCAGCCCAGCCAGAGCAAUCUUCCAAUACAAAGGCCCUGGAAGAUAUUGGAGAUAGGAUCAGAGAGAUAAUAAGGGGCCACAGUUGUUUAAAAGGCCACUUACAGGCCACUGUAAAGCUUGGCUUUUACUCAGAUGAAAUAGCUACAGGAGGAUAUUGAGCAGAGGGUAACAUAACUGGUUUCAUUUUAAAAGGAUUACUCUGGCUGCCAUGUUGAAAAUGAACUAUAGAGGGUAAGUUAGAAGACCAGUUAGGAAGCUUUACUAAUAACCCAGUCAAGAAAUGAUAGUGGAUAGAGACAGAAAGAAGAUUUGUGGUUUUUUAGGUCUGGAGUCAGGAAGGUGGAGUGACCUUUAAAUGGGGUAUACAGUUUCUUUUUCAGGUGAUAAAAUAUCCUAUAAUUAAAUAGUGGCUAUAGUUGCUCAACUCUGGUAAUAUACUAAGCACUGAUGAAUUGAACACUUUAAAAGGGUGAAUUUUAUGUAUUGUGAAUUACACGUCAACAUAAAGCUGUUUAAGAAAACUCCCACAAAAAGAUGGUGGUAGUUGGGUCAGGGUGGUAGCAGUGGAGGUGGGGGAAAUGGUCAAAUGAUGUGCAUUUUAUGAAGGCAGAGUUCAUAGGAACUUGUACGUAUCAAGUGUGUAACAUAAGAGAAAGGGAGGCUCAAGGACGACUCAGUGGUUUGGGGCCUGAGUCAUGAUAUUUGAUGAGAUCACUAAGGGUGUGAGUGUAGAUACAUUUCCCCUGUGGUUUAAACUUAAUCAUUUGUCUUAAGAUAUGUCAUUUUGUAACUCGGACAUCUACGAUACGUACGUAUGCCCUGAAAAUUCAAAGCAGAAGAUAAAAUCAUACAGAAAUCCAGAAAUUUCCUCAGUUCGUCUUGACAGAUGCUUGUAGUUUUUAGCAUCCGAAACUGUUGAGGUCAGCUAAAAUAAAGUUCUAGUUGUAGAAGAAAGCAAGGCAAUCCACUUGUACCUGAAUGCAUAUUCUGCCAGCCGCAUGUUGUAACAUUUUACUGUAGCCCAGACUAACCGACGCUAUCUGCUUCUGUAAACAGCUUGCUUUGAGAUCUUUCUCGGCGCAGGGGCUCAAGGCUGGCCCGGGCUCCUGCCAUCUGGAGAGAACAUGAUAAAAUGUAGAAAACGAUACUCUCACUUAUGUGCCUGUAGUUACCUCGGCCCUGACUCCAUUAUGUGCCUCCAGUCACGUGGCCCCCAACCCAAAAUAGUAUGAAAGCUUUGUGCCAUCAUGGCUCGGGGCUGUUCUCUGUGAUUGCGUCUGGCAAGACAGGAACAGUUGCUGGCCAGCUAAUAAAGGCUCACAAAUUCAAUUUAAUUCAGACUCGGUGGUCUUUUCUCGCACUCGGCACCAUAACAAAAACCUUUCCCCUACACAUUGCACAGGUGCCUUUUUUUUUUUGUAGCUACAGCCCUAGAAGUAGUGAGAACCUGGCUGGUACACAGGACUUCAACAAAUUCUGUGAGUAGAGAACUUAUUCUUUCAUAUAGAUCAAAUCUUGCUUUUUAAAACAAAAAAAAUUGGAGAGGGCAAGAGAGCCAGGGCGAGGCUGAGGGAGUGAAGGAACGAGGCUUAGAGGGCACCAGGGCAAGGCUGAAGGGGUAACAAAAAUAAAAAUAAAAAAAAAAUUAUAUACUUUUAUUUUCAUUCAGUUUUGUUCCUCCACUUUCUAUGGCAUUCCUUGCACCAUGUAUCUGGAAUAACAGAACAAAGUUUCUUUUUAGCAGCAGAAGCAGCAGCAGCUUGAAAACAUCAAUACUACAAUCACUAAAGGGUUCCACUUCCAGCCCCUAAGACUUCCAUUCCCGCCCAUCCUAACCCUGGAAAGAGGCUAGAGGAAUAAAUGUGAGCUGGCCAGAGUACAGUGGCGUCAUCACAGCUCACUGGAUAUAUGUUUUUCAACGUCGGAGGACUGAGCCUGGGACACUGCCACGUUAAGGAAUCAGCAAAGGAGCCUAAGAAGGAAUGGCCUGUGCAGGAGGUGGGAGAGAAGAGAAGAAGGACCUGGAAGCCAGGUGAAGAAAUUGAUUCCAAGCGAGAGAGCCAUGUGGCCCUGAGGAGACUGGUCACCCCACACUCCUUUUGGAGGGGCCCACAAAUGUCUGCCUGCUCCAGCCAGGGACUCGGGAGACUCAGAAACAGAGCUUCACCUUUGACAGAGUCCUGGGCCCUGACGCUGCUCAGGAGGCAGAGCAGGAGCUGCUGGCACGUGUCCAGUCUGCACUGGGCUCUGUGGGCCGAGGGUACAGUGUGGCCCUGUUGCUCCGAGGAAGGGAAACGGAGACGCCCCGACGGGUACCUCAGCUGCUGCAGGCGCUGUUUGAGGAAGCGCUGCCCCUCGGCCGCUCUGAUCACGUGCUUAGUACUCUUAGCCUGGUGCAGCUCGGCCGCAGUGGACGGACCCAGGACCUGCUCUCUCCAGGGGUGGAGAACCUGUCGGUGCUGGAUGUGCCCCCUCUGGGUUUGGUGGUGGAAGAUGCCAGUGAAGUGGAGGUGUCUGACUCAAGAGCUGCCUCAGAGCUGUACUUGCAGGCCACCAGGGGUGAUGGCAGCCUUAGCCCACCCUCUCCUUCACAGGGCCUGCUGUCUGCUCACUCUCACCAUGACCUGCCCAAGGCCCGACCCUCCUCAGGGGCCUGAGGUCCGGGGCGUCUGGCGAGGGGCCUUGCGGAUCCUGCAGCUCCCAGGAGCCCCAGACUGCCCCCUGCUGCGGGUGCUGGCUGGUGAGGCUGCUGGCAAGGAGGUAGAGGGCUCUCUGCCCUGGAUUAUCUCAUGGCUCCUGGAAGGAAACAACUACAGUGGCUUGCUUCUUCACCUGGACCCCCAAGGUAUCUCCUUGAGUUUGCUCCAGGCUGCUCUGUUGGGGGCCUCAGGAAGGAGGAUGGAGGUUAAACAGGUGAGGCCCACCCUGUGGGAUGCAGUAGAAGAGGCUCGGGCCUGCCGGGCUGGCCUGAGGACCCUACGUUUAAGCCUCCUUGGGGACAACCUGACGGACAAUGGUUUAAGCAGGCUGGGCAGGGCACUGAGGGAGCUACAGGUGGUAAAAGCAUGGAGCCAGUGCCCAAGAAGCCAGGUGCUAAAAGGGGCCAGAGAUGAGGGGCUGCCAGAACCACAGCAGGUGACAGAUUCAGCAGCAAGCCAUAGCUCAGGCCUCCAGGGGGAGCUCCAAGUGGCAGGAAGAACAGCAUCACUAAGACCUGGGCUCCACCAAAAGAAUACUCACAGGGAUUCUGAGGAACAGGCUCAGCAGGUCCCAGAUAUGGCCCUGCAGUUCUUCCUGGCCCAAGCCCGGAGGCAGAGACUUCGAGAGCAGCACAAAAUUUGGAUCGGAGAGAAGCUCAAGCAUUUGGAACAGGAGGAGGAGGUGGCAGGUGACCAGGUCAAAGGCUUGGAGGAGGCCUGUGAGGAAAGGCAGAGAUGGCACCAGGAGCAGACAGUGCUGAGACUCCAGCUGGAGGCCCUUGAGGCACAGCGGGACGCUGCAGAGCAGGACCUGGCUGUCCUCUAUGACCUGCAUGUGCAGGCCACCCGAGCUCGGACAUGCCACAUGCUGCAGGUAUUCCGAGCCUGGCAGAGGCUGUGGAAGGAGCAGGCCAUGACCACAGAGCAUCAGCACCGUAGCCUGCUGGCUGGCAUCCUGCAAGACACCAUCAACCUGGCCACACAGAAUCAGGAGCUCCAAGCCCAGAACCAGCAGCUUCGGCAGGGUGCAGAUUAGGCCAGGGCAGUCUUGCUGGACCCCUGCCCUAGGGAGAAAUCUGGUGAUCAGGAAGCCUUCAGGGGAAGUUUCCUCUCUCCUCAUUCUUGAGGGUCCUAGAAAGGAGAGGGAGGCACACAACAACCAAGCUGAUCCU
Messenger RNA from Microcebus murinus (gray mouse lemur), 4871 nucleotides. Lineage: Eukaryota; Metazoa; Chordata; Mammalia; Primates; Cheirogaleidae. The record is from RefSeq and is a predicted model, not a curated record.